This is a messenger RNA of Melampsora larici-populina 98AG31, 540 nucleotides long. RefSeq lists its product as uncharacterized. Lineage: Eukaryota; Fungi; Basidiomycota; Pucciniomycetes; Pucciniales; Melampsoraceae. Gene Ontology annotation, cellular component: cytosol; endoplasmic reticulum. The coding region runs from base 1 to 540 and encodes 179 amino acids. The transcript is spliced from 5 exons. The record is from RefSeq and is a predicted model, not a curated record.
AUGCAUAACCCUCGAUCUCAAGCUACAACAGCACUCAAAAGAUUAAUGACAGAAUAUCGACAAUUAAAUAAUAAAUCAUCAAAACAAUCAACAUCUGAAGAAGAAGUUAUGUUUGUGGCAGGUCCUAUAUCAGAAUCAGAUUUUUUUAUAUGGGAAGCUUUAAUUUCAGGUCCAGAAGAUACACCAUACGAAGGAGGUAUCUUUACAGCAACCUUAACCUUUCCUCGAGAUUAUCCACUCUCACCACCUAAAAUGACAUUCAAACCACCUUUAUUACAUCCAAAUGUUUAUACGAAUGGUGAAGUUUGUAUUUCGAUUUUACAUCCACCUGGUGAUGAUCCAAAUCAAUAUGAAUCGGCAUCUGAACGUUGGUCACCUGUACAAUCAGUUGAAAAAAUCUUAUUAAGUGUCAUCAGUAUGUUAGCUGAACCUAAUAUCGAAAGUGGUGCGAAUAUUGAAUGUUGUAAAUUGUUUAGAGAAGAUAAAAAACAGUAUGAGAAUAGUGUAAGACAAUUUGUUAGACAACAACUUGAGAUUUGA